Pygocentrus nattereri (red-bellied piranha) is the source of this 3511-nucleotide messenger RNA. It is a transcript of the gene kif2a, whose product is annotated as kinesin family member 2A. Gene Ontology annotation, molecular function: microtubule binding; ATP binding; microtubule motor activity. Gene Ontology annotation, biological process: microtubule-based movement. The transcript has 21 exons. NCBI's taxonomy places the organism in Eukaryota, Metazoa, Chordata, Actinopteri, Characiformes, Serrasalmidae. The record is from RefSeq and is a predicted model, not a curated record. The coding region runs from base 119 to 2329 and encodes 736 amino acids.
CUCCUUUUAUUUCUCCCGCUGGCCGCCUCCCGGGCUUGAGCAACACGGAUCAAAUGUGAACAUUUUAAACAAAAACAGUGUUUAAUUCGCGCUCGUCCGAGUUCACCUCCGAGGAACCAUGGCGGUUAACUUCGGCAGAAUCGUUGUCGGCGUAUACGUGGAGAUAAAACGGAGCGAUGGGCGAAUACAUCAGGCCAUGGUGACCUCUUUAAAUGAAGACAAUGAAAGUGUUACGGUGGAAUGGAUAGAAAAUGGAGACACGAAAGGGAAAGAGAUUGACUUGGAGUGUAUAUUUUCACUGAACCCAGAUGUUGCUCCAGAGGAGGAGAUUUCCUUGAGCCCUGUAACUCCACCUCCUCCCACACCCAGUUCUGUGAAGGUCAACAAAAUCCCUAAGAAUCGAAGAACCAUUGCUCCUGGAAAGGCUGAGGUGCCGUCCAGAGACAAUAGAGUUGGCUCAACCCGGGUGCGGCAAGGCCAGCAGCAGCAGCAGCCAGAAUCAGCUCUCCCUCCACCUGCCCAGCAACCAGCCCAGCCUAUUCAGACUCAAACCCAACAGAGCCAGCAACAGCAGCAGAACGCGAGGAGGAAGUCCAACUGCGUGAAAGAGGUGGAAAAACUGCAGGAGAAGAGAGAGAGACGGAGACUGCAGCAGCAGGAGCUAAGGGAGAAGAGAGCACAGGAGGUUGAUACGACAAUCCCUAACUAUGAAAUAAUGCAGAUGAUCAGAGACUUCAGAGCGAGCUUGGACUACAGGCCGCUAACCACAGCAGAUUUGAUUGAAGAGCACCGAAUAUGUGUUUGCGUGAGGAAGCGUCCUCUCAACAAAAAAGAAGUUACUGCAAAGGAGCUAGAUGUGAUCACCAUCCCCAGUAAAGAUGUCGUCAUGGUCCAUGAGCCUAAGCAGAAAGUGGACCUGACCCGUUUCCUAGAGAACCAAACCUUUCGCUUUGAUUAUGCCUUUGACGACAGCACCACGAAUGAAAUGGUUUACAGAUUUACAGCAAGGCCUCUGGUGGAAACUAUCUUUGAGAGAGGAAUGGCCACAUGCUUUGCCUAUGGCCAAACAGGAAGUGGAAAAACACAUACUAUGGGUGGAGAUUUUUCAGGAAAGAACCAAGAUUGUUCAAAAGGAAUCUACGCGUUAGCUGCUCGCGAUGUUUUCCUCAUGCUGAAGAAACCCAACUACAAGAAGCUGGAGCUUCAGGUCUACGCAACCUUCUUUGAAAUCUACAGUGGAAAGGUGUUCGACCUGCUGAAUCGCAAAGCAAAGCUGCGUGUGCUGGAGGAUGGGAAACAGCAGGUGCAGGUGGUCGGGCUGCAGGAAAGAGAGGUCAAAUGCACUGAGGAUGUUCUCAAGCUCAUCGAGGUCGGGAACAGCUGCAGAACAUCAGGCCAGACUUCUGCCAAUGCCCACUCAUCCCGCAGCCAUGCCGUCUUUCAGAUAAUUCUGCGGAGGAAGGGGAAGAUGCACGGGAAGUUCUCGCUCAUUGACCUGGCAGGGAAUGAGCGUGGAGCUGACACGUCCAGCGCUGACCGGCAGACACGACUGGAGGGAGCCGAAAUCAACAAAAGCCUACUUGCACUUAAGGAAUGUAUCAGAGCCCUGGGGCGGAACAAACCACACACACCGUUCAGAGCCAGUAAACUCACCCAGGUGCUCAGAGACUCGUUCAUCGGGGAGAACUCCAGGACAUGCAUGAUUGCCACUAUCUCUCCUGGAAUGGCUUCCUGUGAAAACACUCUGAAUACACUACGAUAUGCCAACAGGGUAAAGGAGUUUGGGAUUAGUCCCUCAGACAUCCCGUUCUCUCAGGGGGGAGGAAGUCGCUCUGAGCUCUCCCCCACCUAUGAAGUGAAGGAACUAACCGUGGACCCUAAUGCUGUGGCAGAAGGAGUCCGACCCAAUAUGAAUGCCAUUAACCAGCUGGACAUCAUGGAUGAAGAGUGGGAGCUGAGCAACUCCCCUCAGAGAGACGAUCUCAAACUACUGUGUGAACAGAAUGAAGAGGAAGUGUCCCCUCAGCUCUUUACCUUCCAUGAGGCGGUAUCCCAAUUGGUGGAGAUGGAGGAGCAGGUCCUGGAGUACCACAGGGCAGUGUUUGAGGAGUCGAUUAGGUGGCUGGAGGAUGAAAAGGUUUUGCUGAAGAUGACUGAGGAAGUGGAUUAUGAUGUAGACUCCUACUCUUCCCAGCUUGAGCAGAUACUUGAUCAAAAGAUUGAUAUCCUGAUUGAGCUCAGAGAUAAAGUGAGGUCGUUCCGCUCUGCCCUGCAGGAAGAGGAGCAAGCCAGUAAGCAGAUCAGUCCCAAAAGACCUCGUGCUUUGUAGGCUGGGACUGAGGUCAUGGGCCCAAGCAUGACUGCUAGACAUGUAGUGCUUAAUAAUGCAGUUUCUGCAAAAAAAGAAAAAAAAAGAAAAGAAAAAUGACAGCAAGGAGAGUCUGUGCUAGAUGACCUAGUGUUCGGAAAAUGGAUUUCUCUUUAUUUUGCUCAGUCUUCAAAAUGUUGGUUGCUACCGUGUACGGGACUGCUUUAAGUUGACUGCUGAUCUUAAAGUCUGCAAUUAGUUGCAUUCAUAUGUACAAAUGAAUCGUCUGGUUUGUAAUUCCAAUAAACAGCCCUUGAAGAUUGGCAAGCUGUACGCUGUACGAACACUUACACAUCAGGAAAGGAUUAAGGAAAGUGAAUUAGUUUUUGUCUUGGAAGUCUUGAUGAAGUGAGACUCUGGUAAACUUGGGAAAUUUUUUUUUCUCCUUUCUUUUUUAAUUUGUUCAUAUUUAUUUAUUUUUUUUAUUUGAGGUAAAUGGCUGUUGACUACAUGGUCCGUUCUUUUAGGGUUCUUACCACCUCCAUCGUUUGAAGUUGUUCUAAAUUCUAUUCAUGUGCAUUCAGUACCCUGUUCACCAUUCUGUUAUAAGCAUGAUAGACCAGGCCCAGCUGCACUUUACAGUAUGUUGUUUCUGUGGAGGUUGUAGUUGAACCUCCGUCAGCACUGCAUAGACACAAGUUGUAUUAUUCUUUUGUCUCCCAUUGGAGGGUUCAUUACUUUGUUUAUUAUUGUCAUUUCAGUCCCGCCGUUUUUCUUUUGACAAUUUAAGUAUUUUUUUAAGGAGGUUGCUGCUAUGCUGGGGUAGAAGUAGAACAGGAGUCACGAUUCAUAGGCUAGCAUGCAAGUUGUUUUCCUAUUGUUUUAUUGUUUUCAUUUUCUUUGCUGAUGUGUUAAUUCUGUUUGACCAGCUGUAGAUUGCUUUCAUUUGUGUCACACCGUGUUUUGUGGUUUCUGGCAGACUACCUGUUGCACAAAGCACUCCUCUCUUUGCUUUCUACAUUUAAUACUUCCAAAAUUUUGCAACACCUAGUAGCAACAUUUGUUAAAAAAAAUAAAAAAUAAAAAAAGCAUUAGGACAAGAUGCUAAGUUAUUUAGGUCAAACCACUCACCUACAGCUGAUGUUUUCACUGUUAGCACCAAAGUCAAUGGUGGCUAAAUAAACAUUGAUUUGACAAAUCUGA